Molecule: messenger RNA, 1236 nt
Organism: Peronospora matthiolae
Lineage: Eukaryota; Oomycota; Peronosporomycetes; Peronosporales; Peronosporaceae
Source: the annotation of a GenBank genome assembly
AUGUUCCUCUGGCGCUCUCGUCCUCGGGUCGAUGCCAUCCAGCAGGUGAUGGAAGCGGCAGUAGCGGCGGACAAGGCGGAGAAAUACCAGGAGGCAGUAGAUCUCUAUGCUUCCGGUAUUGAGCAGAUGAUGACGCAGCUUUCGCAGCUAUCGGACGAUGAGGCCAAGACGCAAUUUAGAAACAAGAUUAACGAGUAUAUGCUGAGAGCGGAAUAUCUGAAGAAUCAGAUAGCGGAGCAGCACGCACUGAAGCAGACGCCGAAAUCAGUUGGACUCGAUUCUGUGCUGGGUCCUGCAGAACGCACUUUAAAUAGCCAGCAGACGAAAAGAGCAAAGUACGUGAAGGAGCACGCAGCACAUGCUCAUGCUAUUUUGGACGAGGUGCUUGACCAUUCACCAGGAGUGCAGUGGUCGGACAUUGCAGGGUUGAGCGUUGCAAAGCAAAUUUUACAGGAGGCUGUCAUACUACCUACAUUGCGACCCGAUUUGUUUACGGGUUUGCGGGCCCCACCUCGCGGGGUACUUUUGUUUGGUCCGCCGGGAACGGGAAAGACUUUGCUAGCAAAAGCUGUCGCUACGGAGGCAAAUGCAACUUUCUUCAACAUAUCUGCAUCGUCUUUGACGUCCAAGUGGGUUGGUGAAGGCGAGAAGUUGGUUCGAGCAUUGUUUGAGAUGGCACGAGAACUUCAGCCCUCUGUGGUUUUUAUGGACGAGAUCGACGCGCUGUUGGCGGCACGAUCGACAUCGGAGAAUGAUGCGAGCCGAAGGAUCAAAAACCAGUUUUUUACUGAACUAGACGGAGCGGCAUCAUCACAGGAGGACCGGAUUCUUGUCAUGGGCGCUACGAACCUUCCACAAGAGCUGGAUGAGGCUAUCAUACGACGCCUGGAGAAGCGCAUUUACGUGCCUCUUCCAGAUGCUUCUUCUCGUGAAGGGCUUUUCCGGCAUCUACUUGGCAGCCAGAAAUUCUCGUUGUCGUCCAAUGAGAUCAAUCGCAUAGUGAAGUCAACCGAAGGCUAUUCCGGCAGUGACCUCAAGGCUGUGUGCAAGGAUGCUGCUUUGGGUCCAAUCCGUGAGCUUGGUGCAAAGGUCGCGAGUGUAAAAGCUGAAGACGUCCGAGGAAUUAAUGCGUCCGACUUUCAGGUAGCUCUCAAGCGAGUACGCCCGAGCGUGUCAGCGACGACGAUAGAGGCCCUCGUCGCAUGGAAUGAACAAUAUGGAGUGUCUGCAGUAUGA